AUGCGUGCAUUUCAGACAGUGGCAGCCGUACUUUUCAGUCCGAUCUUUGCCGUAGUUCUUGCUACAACGGAUACUAGCAGUAUGCCCGCUGAACUCAACUUUCGACCUGACAAUGUGACUUUAAGCAACCUUUACCGUUGGGUUGGAUCGUACUACAACGGAUCCACAUCUUUGAAGCUUUCUGCAUAUGCUGGAUUGGCAGCUUCUGAAACGGAAUAUUGUCCUGUUCUUCGCAAUAAAACAAUCACGACAAAGUACAAAACGUUGCUAGCGCUCACAGAGCCAGCCUCAUACAAUAACCUCAAAGAUGAUCCAGUAAAUGCCUUUUUGACUCUCUGGCCCCCUGGGUUCAACUUCAGCUCGAUUAAUGACUGGGAGUUGAUUCAAGAGAUGGUAUCGCUUGAAUACGCUCUAUUUUCGACUAAUACAUUAAGUGACUAUCCAGGUUUCAACUACUGGGAGGUCAACAGCACAACAGACUGUGGUGAAACGAAAGUUCUCAGCUGGAGAUUUGCUCAAAUCACAUUUGGAACCGCUUUCAACGGGACCAAGUUCACGAACCCAGUUCUGAAUCUUCAGUUUGAUUCUACGACUGUAAAUCUAUCCAUGCAGGGAUACUUUCAGGCGAGUAUUAAUUCAAUAUCAGGACCGGAUUUUCCACAGGAAGCAGAGGACACAUUUGUCUUUGUGGGCAAGUUUGUUAUGACCUUUGAAGGCGUUAUCGAUACCUAUCACUCUGAUAUCUUGCGGAAUGAUACCGCCACUCCAACCUGGCUCCGUACUGUUGGCUAUCAGAAUAAUUCCUUGAAUGUUGGUUAUACAACUACGUCGGGGAGUAAUCAGCUGGUAGGAUCGUGUUCAUUGGCUGCGAUCUUACUGCUUUUGCAGGCGCUCGGCCUCCGAUAA
This is a messenger RNA of Penicillium malachiteum, 906 nucleotides long. RefSeq lists its product as uncharacterized. Lineage: Eukaryota; Fungi; Ascomycota; Eurotiomycetes; Eurotiales; Aspergillaceae. Bases 1 to 906 code for a protein of 301 amino acids. The transcript is spliced from 4 exons. The record is from RefSeq and is a predicted model, not a curated record.